Messenger RNA from Neltuma alba, 525 nucleotides. RefSeq names its product proline-rich receptor-like protein kinase PERK9. The coding region runs from base 1 to 525 and encodes 174 amino acids. Lineage: Eukaryota; Viridiplantae; Streptophyta; Magnoliopsida; Fabales; Fabaceae. The transcript has 2 exons. The record is from RefSeq and is a predicted model, not a curated record.
AUGUCGGAUUAUUUCAAGAGUCCAACAGGACUGGAUAACUUGGACGUAGUUGAUGCAGAAAUCGAGGAGUCUGUGAGCAUGUCAUGGCCAAUCUCCCUCUUCCUCCCCGGCCUCUUCACCCUCGCCCUCACCUCCACCCCUGCUUCGCCGCCGAAAUCCUCUCCUGCGCCGGCCUCUCCACCUCCUCCCCAGGCCUCUCGCCCUCCUCCCAAGGCUUCUCCCACCCCCACUCCCCCUCCCCCUUCCCCUCCCUCUCCCCCUCCAUCGCCUCCUCCUCCUUCCCCCUCUUAUUCCGCUCCUCCUCCUCGCAAGAUGGCGUCUCCAGCACCCCCUCGGACUACCUCACCUGCCUCUUCCCCAUCCUCCACCACUCCUCCAUCUCCAGCCGCCGAUGGGCCCACAGCCGUUGUUGCGCCGUCGGAUGCUCCCGCUGCUGGGACUCCUGCCUCCGGCGCCGUCGUCAACAGAAUUUCGGCCGGCGGAUCAGUAGCCGCUGCUGCUUUGGCUGUGGCAUUGCUCGUUUAG